AUGUCUUGUUUUUCUACAUCAAUUGAUGAUGAUCCACUUAUUUUACUUAAUAUUGGUGGUACGCAUAUGACAACAAAACGAUCAACACUUAUGCGUAUUCCAAAUAGUGUACUUGCACUUGCUUGUAUAAGUCCAUGGUCAGAAAGUAUAACACAUGAUAAUGAGGGGCGUUUAUUUUUUGAUUGUGAUCCAAAUUUAUUUCAAUAUUUAUUAAAUCAAUUACGUGAUUGGUCAUCAUCAACACGUAAAGUAUUUACUUUACCAAAUGAUGAAUUUGAACGUGAACGAUUUCGUUUACUUUGUAUUCAACUUAAUUUUGAUUUACAUUUAAUUGAUGGAAUUUAUCGACAUGAAAAAUUUAAUAAAAUAUGUGGACAUGUUAUACUUGAUGAAAAAGGUCUUGUUGUUCGACAUGCUAAUAGUUAUCGACAUGCUGAAUGUCGUGGAAUGAAUGUUUAUUCAACAGGUAUUAGUCGUAUAGCAUUAACACUUAAACAUGAAACUAUUGAUAAAUAUAAUACAUUUAUUGGUAUUAUAUGGUCAGGUACUCCAAUGCAAGAAAAAUCAUUUGAAUCACCAACAGCUUAUGGAUGGGCUGGACAAAAACAAGUUUAUUUAAAAGGUAUACCAGCAGCAAUACAAGGUUAUGGUGGAUAUGAUUCUGAUAUGUGUACAAAAGAUACAGUUGAUCUAACAUUAAAUUGUCAAUUAGGUUUAAUUUCAUUAUUUAAUCAUCGAACAAGAAAAAUUUAUGAAAUACAAAUUGAUAUAAAAGAAGGUUGUCCAUUACCUUGGCAAUUACAUAUCAAUUUAUUUGGACCUGAUGAUCUAGUAAAAAUAAUUAAUCCAUCAUCAUAG
Molecule: messenger RNA, 858 nt
Organism: Rotaria sp. Silwood2
Lineage: Eukaryota; Metazoa; Rotifera; Eurotatoria; Philodinida; Philodinidae
Source: the annotation of a GenBank genome assembly